Molecule: messenger RNA, 979 nt
Organism: Entelurus aequoreus (snake pipefish)
Lineage: Eukaryota; Metazoa; Chordata; Actinopteri; Syngnathiformes; Syngnathidae
Product: zinc finger BED domain-containing protein 4-like
Exons: 2
Coding region: 150-938 (262 amino acids)
Biological process (GO): regulation of transcription by RNA polymerase II
Cellular component (GO): nucleus
Molecular function (GO): protein dimerization activity
Source: RefSeq, a predicted model, not a curated record
CUGCAUUAGCCAAGUGUCGCAAGAUUGUGGGACAUUUUAAACACAGCCCGGCAAACUUAACGGAGCUGAAUGCAGAGCAGGUGAAACUCGGACAGCAGCAGGAGCCACUGAUCCAAGACGUUCCAACGCGGUGGAAUUCCACACUUGAAAUGGUCAAACGCAUCAUCCCCAAUCAAGCAGCAAUAAAAGCAACCCUGGAUCAACAGCAGCAUAAUCUCGUCAUGCUGACGCCAGCAGAAUGGGAUAAACUCCAGAGACUGGAGACCCUUCUAGAGCCCUGCCGGUAUGUGACUCAGAUCCUGGGUGGGGAGGCCUACGUCUCCUGCUCAGUGGUACUACCUGCCCUCUGCCACUUACACCGUGUAAUGGAAACUUCUGAUGAGGACCCUGCAUACAUGAUUAGAUUUAAGACCAAAUUCAAAGACGACCUAGGCUCCCGCCAAGAACACACCAACAAUGCAUGGCUCAAGAUUGCAACCGCACUGGACCCACGUUUUAAGGACUUGAAAAGUGUGCCCAAGGCAGACAGAGAGGAGGUGUGGACCAAACUUGGAGGCCUUCUGCGUGAAUCACCUGGAAGACCUUCACACACUACUGAAGAUGGGCCACCCAAGAAGAAAAUGAACCUUCUUCUACAGCUGGGCUCAGAUUCAGAAUCAGAUGAAGAGGUACAGCCUGACAGAGCCUUACACAGGUACAGAGCAGAGCCCACCAUUGAAAUGACGGACUGUCCCUUGCAGUGGUGGUCAUCUCAUGCAGGAGCCCAUGACAAGCUGGCUCCGUUGGCUCGGAAAUAUCUAGCCACUCCUGCAUCCUCAGUUCCCUGUGAAAGACUCUUCUCACUUGCCGGUCACAUUGUGCAAAAGAAGCGGUCAGCUUUACUCUCAGAAAAUGUGGACAAAUUGGUUUGCCUCAGUAACUGGCUAAAGGAUGAAUAGAGAAGCGGGCCACAUGUAAUUGUGUAGGCCAUGUUCUUUUG